Messenger RNA from Penicillium egyptiacum, 2019 nucleotides. The record is from the annotation of a GenBank genome assembly. Lineage: Eukaryota; Fungi; Ascomycota; Eurotiomycetes; Eurotiales; Aspergillaceae.
AUGGAACGAGUCGUGAUCGUCGGAGCAGGUCUGUACGGUCUUAUCGCAGCGAAGACAUAUCUACAACUGGUUGGGACAUACGACGGUGAAAGUACAGCCACAGAUAAAAUCGCCGAAAUCCCUAGCUGUUUUACUGAGAACAUCGACGCUUUGCCAACGGCCCCAUCCGAAAGUCGCCUUCUUGUGAUCGAUUCGGCUUCGGAUAUUGGGGGUACUUGGGCAGAGGAGCGCCUUUACCCAAACUUGUUAAGCCAGAACUCAUAUGGACUUUAUGAAUUCAGUGACCUGCCUCUUUCAGACGUUGUUCCAGAGGGACAUGCAGAUGACACACAGAGUCAGUUCAUUGCAGGCUGGAAGAUCAACCGUUAUCUCCGUAUAUGGGUUGAGAAAUGGCAGCUCAAAAAACACAUACGAUUGAACUGGACGGUCGACGACAUCAGCCGUCUAGAAACCAAAGAGUGGAAGCUCAACAUCAGUGUAUCCACGUCCCCGUGUCGGCGCAUCACCAUUAUCUGCGACAAGUUGGUCCUGGCUACAGGGCUGACCUCCGUACCGAAUAUGCCCGACACGAAGGGGUCAUCAAUGGGCUCCGAUAACCCUGUUCCAGUCAUCCAUGCCAAGGAUGUUGGAGACUGGGCAAGGAAACACCUGGGAUAUCAGCCGCUGAAAGCACCCGACUCCAAGGCUUUUUGCACCGCAGCGAAAUAUUCUCCUUACCCACAGCUGCGGUCGGUUGCUAUUUAUGGUGGUGCGAAAUCAUCCUUUGAUCUGGUGCAUUUCUUUGCGACUCUACAUCGCAACGACUCAAAGCUACACCUCAAGUCUACACAGGAAAAUCCCGUCCAAGUACACUGGAUUAUCCGUGAUGGAGGUGUAGGGCCCGCGUGGAUGGUGCCGCCAAUGUCUACUCUCCCAAAUGGCGACACUGUUGCAAGCGAUAAGGCUGCCAGCAGUCGACUGCUCACCCAUCUCACCCCGUGUUGCUACGAGACUCCAAAACGUCUGUCUCUCGGACCCUCCGGGGUUCUUCGCUGGGAGGGCUCAUGGCUAGCGCGGCUAUUCCAUGGCAACCCAGUAGGUCGAUGGUGGAUUCGUUGGCUCUGGCGAUCAAUUGACAAAGGCUUGGAGGAAACGGCACAAUAUGGUUCAGAUCGCAAGAUGGAAAAGCUUCGCCCAGAGAACAGUGUUGUCUCGUGUGCAUCCGGUAUUGGUAUCGCAAACCAAGGAGAUCUCUGGGAAACAAUUCGAUUACCCCAUGUCAACGUGUACCGAUCAGCCAUCACAGGUAUCGAUGCUACCAGGGAGAAAACCACAGAUUCAUCGAUAAAAGCUUCAGUGCAUUUGUCAGACAGCAGUUGUAUUGAUGAGGUUGAUCUGGUCAUCCACGCGACCGGAUAUAAGCCAAUAGUCCCGAUUCGGUUUGAACCUGUAAGUCUCCGUCUAGAACUGGGCCUGUCAGCCCUGGUGAACACGGGAGGCAAGGAUAUCCGCGAGAAUCGUGAAAUUCCGGUGGAAACACCAGAGAGAAUCAAUGGACCACUCGAAUCAGCCAUAAAUGACCGCAUCGAACACUGGGAGGAUCUAGAUCGACGUUCCGAGGUCAUGGUCAGGAAGACUUUGAAUGCGACGAGAUGCGCUCUCACAGAUCGGAGUUCCCCUUCAUGGGCCGAAUCUCACAAGCUGGUACCAUAUCGCCUAUUCCGCCGUAUGGUUGCACCUGAAUUAGUCGCACAAGGCGACCGCUCCUUUGCAACGCUCGGCGUUAUUUUAUCAUCAACCAUUGCCGUUGUUGCAGAGGUUCAAGCUCUUUGGGUCGCGGCAUUUUUGACAGGAGGGCUCGACUCCACCGCGGACAUUAAGUCAACUCCACACCAGGCCCUCUCGCUCGGAAAUCUUUCGCUGGAGGCUAUGGAGAAUACUAUUUCCGAGGAUGUGGUCCUAGGCUCACUGACGGGAACUGGCCUUGAAGUUGAGGCCAUUCAGGUAUGGUUGUUGCGCAAAACCACGAGGAUAUGGUAA